Messenger RNA from Zonotrichia leucophrys gambelii, 969 nucleotides. It is a transcript of the gene SDHB, whose product is annotated as succinate dehydrogenase complex iron sulfur subunit B. Bases 38 to 880 code for a protein of 280 amino acids. The record is from RefSeq and is a predicted model, not a curated record. The transcript is spliced from 8 exons. Lineage: Eukaryota; Metazoa; Chordata; Aves; Passeriformes; Passerellidae. Gene Ontology annotation, biological process: respiratory electron transport chain; aerobic respiration; tricarboxylic acid cycle. Gene Ontology annotation, molecular function: electron transfer activity; 2 iron, 2 sulfur cluster binding. Gene Ontology annotation, cellular component: mitochondrial membrane.
AGCGCUUCCGGGGCGGUCGGAACUGCUCAGCGCCAAGAUGGCGGCGGCCGCGGUCGGAGUCUCCUUGAGGAGCGGAGUCCCCGCACGACUCUUGCGGGCUGGGCCGCGGACGGUGCUCCGGCAGGCGCAGACGGCGGCGGCGGCUCCGCGCCUGAAGAAAUUCGCCAUCUACAGAUGGGACCCCGACAAGGCUGGGGACAAACCCCGCAUGCAGACCUACGAGGUGGACCUGAACAAGUGUGGGCCCAUGGUGCUCGAUGCCCUGAUCAAGAUCAAGAACGAGAUGGACUCCACGCUGACCUUCCGCAGGUCCUGCAGGGAGGGGAUCUGCGGCUCCUGCGCCAUGAACAUCGCCGGCGGCAACACCCUGGCCUGCAUCAAAAAAAUCGACAGUGACCUCAGCAAAGUCACCAAAAUCUACCCCCUGCCCCACAUGUACGUGGUGAAGGACCUGGUGCCGGACCUGAGUAACUUCUAUGCCCAGUACAAAUCCAUCGAGCCCUACCUGAAGAAGAAGGACGAGUCCAAGGAGGGCAAGCAGCAGUACCUGCAGUCCAUAGAGGAUCGCCAGAAACUGGACGGGCUCUACGAGUGCAUCCUGUGUGCCUGCUGCAGCACCAGCUGUCCCAGCUACUGGUGGAACGGGGACAAGUACCUGGGCCCUGCCGUGCUCAUGCAGGCGUACCGCUGGAUGAUCGAUUCCCGGGAUGAUUUCACCGAGGAGCGCCUGGCGCAGCUGCAGGACCCGUUCUCGCUGUACCGCUGCCACACCAUCAUGAACUGCACCCGCACCUGCCCCAAGGGGCUGAACCCUGGCAAAGCCAUCGCUGAGAUCAAGAAGAUGAUGGCGACCUACAAGCAGAAGGCAGCGACUGCCUGAGGGCUGAGUGACCCUGGAGUGACCCCAGAGUGACCCUCACACCUGUGCCAGGGUUACCUGUGCACCUGCAAUAAAGGCUGUAAAGAACA